CCUCCCUCCCUCCCUCCCUUUUGACUCCUCCCACCUGCAAAACCGCGGCGGGCCGCAUCCCGCCCGCGCCGCCCACCGGCGGCAGCCAGCCACCGCCCCCGCCGUCUACAUAAACAAGCAAACCACCACUCGCGAGCCCAAUCAGCCCCCCACCAAUGGCGUCCUCCCUCCUCUCCACCCCGUCCCAAACCCUAGCGGCCCCCGCCGGGCUGCGCGGGCGGGCGCGGCCGGCGCAGGUGCACCUCCCGCGCGGGGUCCUCGCCCCCCGCCGCAGCCGCGCGCUCCGCGUGCGCGCGUCGGUGGCGAUCGAGAAGGAGACGCCCGAGAGCGAGCCGCCCCCGACGUUCCUGCGCGAGGACGGGCGCGGGGCGGGGUCCGGGUCCGUGCGGGAGCGGUUCGAGUCCAUGAUCCGGAGGGUGCAGGGGGAGGUCUGCGCGGCGCUCGAGGAGGCCGACGGCAGCGGCGCCAAGUUCGUCGAGGACGUGUGGUCGCGCCCCGGGGGCGGGGGCGGCAUCAGCCGGGUGCUCCAGGACGGCCGCGUCUUCGAGAAGGCCGGGGUCAACGUCUCCGUCGUGUACGGGGUCAUGCCGCCCGACGCGUACCGCGCGGCCAAGGGGGAGGCCGGGAAGAACGGGGCCGCCGCAGCGGAUGGGCAGAAGGCUGGGCCCGUGCCAUUCUUCGCCGCGGGGAUUAGCUCGGUGCUCCAUCCCAAGAAUCCAUUUGCUCCGACAUUGCAUUUUAACUACCGUUAUUUUGAGACAGAUGCACCAAAAGAUGUUCCUGGUGCACCAAGACAAUGGUGGUUUGGUGGUGGUACUGACUUGACUCCCUCAUACGUCAUUGAAGAGGACGUGAAGCAUUUCCAUUCUGUUCAAAAACAAGCAUGCGAUAAAUUUGAUCCAAGUUUUCACCCAAGAUUCAAAAAAUGGUGUGAUGAUUAUUUCUAUAUUAAGCAUCGUAAUGAGAGACGUGGGCUUGGUGGAAUAUUUUUUGAUGAUCUUAAUGAUUAUGAUCAAGAAAUGCUUCUCAACUUUGCGACAGAAUGUGCGGACUCUGUACUUCCUGCAUACAUACCAAUCAUAGAGCGGCGGAAGGACACUCCAUUCAACGAGGAGCACAAGGCAUGGCAGCAACUGCGGAGAGGUCGCUAUGUGGAGUUCAACCUUGUCUAUGAUCGUGGUACAACAUUCGGCCUAAAAACUGGAGGAAGGAUUGAGAGCAUACUCGUUUCUCUUCCACUUACAGCACGAUGGCAGUAUGAUCAUAAACCGGAAGAAGGGACUGAAGAAUGGAAACUUCUCGAUGCAUGCAUAAACCCAAAGGAUUGGAUCUGAUUAGCCGAAGUUUGUUUGUUCUUCAGAUCUUUUGUUAGCUUUACCCUCCCUGUACUUUUUUAGCUUGAGAGUUCCUGUCAAAUGUGUAGUUUCCAUCACGUAUUCUGUAUCUGUAGAAUCGUGAAUAAUAAAUAUGAUGUAGUGCGGUAGCUGUUUGUAUGUGCUGUUUUUCCCCAUGUGAAAGAGAGAAGCACCUUGUUGGCCUUGCCCUUGU
Messenger RNA from Setaria italica (foxtail millet), 1548 nucleotides. RefSeq names its product oxygen-dependent coproporphyrinogen-III oxidase, chloroplastic. Gene Ontology annotation, molecular function: coproporphyrinogen oxidase activity. The record is from RefSeq and is a predicted model, not a curated record. Bases 156 to 1334 code for a protein of 392 amino acids. Gene Ontology annotation, cellular component: chloroplast stroma; cytoplasm. The transcript has 8 exons. Lineage: Eukaryota; Viridiplantae; Streptophyta; Magnoliopsida; Poales; Poaceae.